AUGCCCGGUGCACCACUUGGCGUGACACUGGUCCUAAUGGCGUUGGCUCGGCUGUUUCAUUGCUUUGAUUGGAGCCCUGCUGAUAACUUAAGGCCUGAAGAUAUUGAUACCACAGAGGUUUACGGCAUGACCAUGCCAAAGGCCAGGCCUCUGGAGGCGAUUGCCCGGCCUCGCCUGCCUUCCCAUGUAUACCGCUAA
Molecule: messenger RNA, 198 nt
Organism: Oldenlandia corymbosa var. corymbosa
Lineage: Eukaryota; Viridiplantae; Streptophyta; Magnoliopsida; Gentianales; Rubiaceae
Source: the annotation of a GenBank genome assembly